AUGGAAGUAAGUGCGAUGCCUCCUAUGCCUCUGGACUUCUCUAUGGUGAGGAAUGGAAGUGGUUCACCUGGUUCGCUGCGGGAGGGAUCUCCAAGACCUGUCUCUAACAGCGCCUUCAGAGUUGUUACUCCAAAAGGCGUAACAGCGAGUGAAGCCCUACGGAAUGGCUUGUGCCAGUCACUAUGGGGUGCUUCGGCCAAUCGUUCAGAGCCGAGGAUUGCAUCACCAUUACCACCGAGCCAUGAGACUCCGUACCCUGUGAGAGAGGAAAUCAAAUUCGGGAUCAACCGUUUAGUCAGCGAGAGGACAGAAAGGACAGAAGAUGAGGAAGAGGAACAUCAUAAUGAGACACGAGCUGAGGGCAUAUCGCCAGCAUCACGCUGUGGUAGUCCCUGUUGGGCGCCAUCACCACAAUCCCCAAGAUCUGUUCGCUCCAGUUCUCCAGAACUGGAAGUGGAUUCUCCACCAUCUUCCCCAAGAAGACCACCAGACACUUCCCCUCCUCCGAAAAGAUCGGAAGCUUUCUCUGUGAGUGCAUUGUUACGACCUGAUGCCCCAAGAGUGCAGCCUCAAAGACCAUUUUUAUAUCCUCCACUACCUUUUGCGGAGUUUUUGAGGGAUGCUGGAAGCCUUGGUCUACCUGGUUGGGGAGGAUACAGCAACCUAUAUCUUCAUGCUGUUCAAGCAGCUGGUCCGGAACUAUUGAGACUUCGUGCAGCUGUUCUUGGUGCCCCUGGCCCUUUAUCUAGGCCUUUGCCAUUAGGAGAUGUGUACUCCUGUGUUAAAUGUGAGAAGAUGUUCAGCACUCCUCAUGGUUUAGAAGUGCAUGCCAGACGAUCUCAUAAUGGCAAGCGGCCCUUUGCUUGUGAACUCUGCAGCAAGACAUUCGGACAUGAAAUCAGUUUGAGUCAGCACAGGGCUGUCCACAGCGUUGAGAAAGUCUUCGAAUGCAAACAAUGCGGGAAGACCUUCAAACGAUCAAGCACGCUGUCUACCCAUCUCCUAAUUCACUCUGACACCAGACCCUACCCAUGCCAGUACUGCGGAAAGCGUUUCCACCAAAAAUCGGAUAUGAAAAAGCACACCUACAUCCAUACUGGCGAAAAACCCCACAAAUGCCAAGUCUGCGGCAAGGCCUUCAGUCAGAGCUCGAACCUGAUAACACACUCUCGCAAGCAUACUGGAUUCAAGCCAUUUGCCUGCGAGCUCUGUGGACGAGCAUUCCAGAGGAAGGUGGAUCUGAGGAGACACAAGGAGACCCAGCAUGCUGACCUGAGACCCCCUCAGCCGCCGCACAUGCAGCCCCAUACUGAUGUGCAUGGCAUGCAUCCUACUGAAAUGCACGCUGUGCCUGACCAUCGAAUAGAUCUCCGUCCCCCACACCCUGAUCUUCGCCAGCACCCUGACUUCAGAGCACACAUGAGCACCGCAGUCCCUCCUCUGCAGCCACUACCAUCCUGA
Molecule: messenger RNA, 1461 nt
Organism: Spodoptera littoralis (African cotton leafworm)
Lineage: Eukaryota; Metazoa; Arthropoda; Insecta; Lepidoptera; Noctuidae
Source: the annotation of a GenBank genome assembly